Molecule: messenger RNA, 1614 nt
Organism: Penicillium antarcticum
Lineage: Eukaryota; Fungi; Ascomycota; Eurotiomycetes; Eurotiales; Aspergillaceae
Exons: 4
Coding region: 1-1614 (537 amino acids)
Biological process (GO): transmembrane transport
Molecular function (GO): transmembrane transporter activity
Source: RefSeq, a predicted model, not a curated record
AUGGAAACUAAUCAACCCACCAAUCCAAGCAAUGGAACCGAAGGUCUAGAAACAGUGGAUCUAGAUCACGACGGAAUCUCCCAAGAAAAGAUAGAACUAACACAAUCAGCCGCCUACAACGAGCUCGGCUAUUGUUAUCCAACAUGGAGAAAAUGGCAAAUUCUCUGCGUAAUGUUCUGCAUCCAAAUAUCAAUCAACCUAAACGCAAGCCUCUACGCAAACGGCGUCGCCGCAAUCUCAAAGGAACACAACGUAAGCGAACAAGUCGCUCGAAUUCCUCAACUGACCUUCCUCUGCGCCUACGCCUUCGGAUGCGAAUUGUGGGCUCCAUGGAGCGAAGAACUGGGACGAUGGCCGACUCAACAACUCAGCCUGUUCCUCGUCAAUAUAUGGCAAUUGCCAUGUGCCCUUGCUCCCAAUUUCGCGACUUAUAUCGUUGUUCGAUUGCUGGGUGGAUUGAGUACAGCUGGCGGUUCGGUGACGCUGGGUGUAAUUGCCGAUAUGUGGGAACCAGAUGACCAGGAAUAUGCCGUUGCUUUCCUUGUUCUGUCAUCCGUCGGUGGUUCCGUCGUCGGCGCUGUUGUUGGUGGCUUUGUCGAAGAUCGUCAUCCGUUGCCCUGGAUCUUCUGGGUUCAACUCCUUGCCGGUGGAUGUGUUCAGAUCAUGCAUUUCUUCCUGGUACCGGAGACGCGGGCUACCAUCCUGCUCGAUAGGGUAGCGAAGAAGAGGCGCAAGGCUGGGCCUGGAAAUGUUAAUAUCUGGGGUCCACAUGAGAUCUAUGGGUAUUCGCUCUCUCCAAAGGAUAUCUGGAGAGUAUGGAAGCGGCCUUUCGUUAUGCUUCUCACUGAGCCUAUUGUUUUGUGGUUGUCGUUGCUGAGUGGGUUUAGUGAUUCUUUGAUCUUUACUUUUCUCCAGGGGUUCCAGCCUGUUUAUAAACAGUGGGGGUUUGGGACUAUUCAAAUCAGCCUUGCUUUUAUACCGCUGAUCAUUGGAUAUGGGAUCGCUUACCUCUCUUUCUUACCUUCCAUUCACAUGUUCAGACAAAGACGGCGCAAGCAUGGAUCUGAUUCUGUUCCUCCUGAAGCGCGGUUGUGGUGGUUGCUCUAUGUCAUACCCUGUCUCCCAAUUGGCCUAUUCGGCUUCGCUUGGACAACCCUAGGCCCACCAAACGUCCACUGGAUAGCCCCUAUGAUAUUUACCGUAGUAAUAGGAAUAGCCAACUACUCAAUCUACCAAUCAUCAAUCGACUACACAAUAGCCGCAUACGGCGAAUACGCAGCAUCAGCAACAGGAGGCAACGACUUCGCGCGCGACUUCCUAGCCGGAAUCGCAGCCAUGUAUUCUACACCGAUGUUCACGAAUAUCGGUGAUACGUAUCCGUACGCGUAUGCAUCUACGAUUCUUGCUUCUGUUUCUAUUCUUGUUACGGCGCCCAUCUACUUCUUUUAUCGGAAUGGUCCGGCUAUUCGGGAGAGGUCACCGUUUGCCAAGCAGAUGAUGGAGCAGAAUCGGCAAAGGAGGCUUUCGCAGGCUGGGCCUGGAGGGGAGGAGAAGGUCGAUGGGGAUAGUGCUCAUGUUGAAGAGUUCCGGGACGGGAUUUCAUUGGAAAAUUGA